This is a messenger RNA of Dermacentor silvarum, 1069 nucleotides long. RefSeq names its product shootin-1-like. Bases 1 to 612 code for a protein of 203 amino acids. The record is from RefSeq and is a predicted model, not a curated record. The transcript is spliced from 7 exons. NCBI's taxonomy places the organism in Eukaryota, Metazoa, Arthropoda, Arachnida, Ixodida, Ixodidae.
AUGCACAGGGCAGUGUCGGUGCUGGCUGCCAGAGAAUACUUUGAGCUGCGCAAGAAGUUUGAGGACGAGUCGGAACGGAACCGAGUACAUGAGAAGGAGGCUGCCAGGCUGAAAGGAGAGCGCAAUGCAGCCGUCCGCCAGAGUGCCUUCCUCGUGGGUCAAAUGGUGCCUGAGGUGAGGCUGCUGUCAGCACUGGACCAGGUCAAGGCACUCGAGCUCCAGGCAGCUGCAGCCAAGGCAGAGCACGAGGCUGAGGUUCGGGCCCUGCGUGAACAGCUGGACUUGCAAAGCGCCCCUGGGGAAACAGUGGAGGAACUGAAGCAGUGCCUGGGAGAGUCCGAGCAGAAGCUGUACGAAUCCCAAAAGAGGGUCCAGCAGCUUGAGGAGAGGGUGCGAGAGCUCAUCACAGAACUGGACCAGAAGGCCUCAGCACCCAGUGUUGUCAGCGUGCCACCGCCUCCUCCACCCCCGCCCCCACCACCACCUGUGCCAUUCAACCCACUCAGGUCCCUCAUGGCGCUCAUUGCCAGUGGUAGAAAGACAGCUGCACCAGCUACAGCCACUGCAAAAGCAAAGGAAGAUCAGCUGCAGGCGAAGCUGAUGGAGAGAUGAUUGAGCAGAUCAAGAAGGGCGUCCACUUGCGGCCCACGGCACGACCUGUCCAGGAAGAGGUUGGUUCCUUUUCAGUGUGGGUCAAACGUGCCACAUUUUAUGACCUCAACAUGCCACAUGUUGAAGCCCUUGUUCUAUGGAAUAACAUUGUUCAGAGGACAGUUAUUGGCAUGCACUGGGAAAAAGCUGCAGCUGCUGCUGCUGACCUCCAACAUUGGCAACACGUACGCACCAUGGUGGAUAGAGACCAAAAAGCCUUCAGUAGGAGGAGGAUAAAAAAAAGAAAAUUCAAAGAUUAUGUAAGAAAUAGAUGAAUAGAGGAGUCAGAAGCAUGUGUUUAGUUGAGCGUUCAGACCAUCAUAUGAUAAACAAAGUCAACUUGAAGGAAAAGAGACGAACUGAAAUUACUCAAAAGUGCAUCAGUUGGAAUUCGUACGGAAACUUCAACGAGACAAUA